CAAGCAGCACGCACCAAGGACGGGAGAGGUAGAAGAAGCUAACAGCCUAACAGAACGUCUCUCAUAGCAGAGAGAUGGAGGAGAUCCUUCGCAACAACCACUACCAACUGUGCGAUGAGAUCGGACGUGGCCGAUUCGGCACCAUCUUCCGCUGCAUUCACCUCCUCUCCGAUCGAUUCUUUGCCUGCAAACUCAUCGACAAGCGCCUCCUCUCCGAUCCCACCGAUCGCUCUUGUCUCCACAACGAACCCAAGUACAUGUCUCUCCUCUCUCCUCACCCCAACAUUCUUCAGAUCUUCCACGUCUUCCACCACGAUCACUUUCUCUCCAUCGUCCUUGAGCUCUGCCACCCCCACACCCUCCUCGACCGCAUCGUUGCUCGCCCCUUCCCUGAGGCCGAAGCCGCUUCUAUCAUGAAGCAACUGCUCGAAGCCCUCGCCCACUGCCACCGUCUUGGCAUAGCGCACAGAGACAUCAAGCCCGACAAUCUCUUGUUUGAUUCUGGUAAUAAUCUCAAGGUUGCCGACUUUGGGUCCGCACAGUGGUUCGGCGACGGUAGAAGCAUGAGUGGAGUGGUCGGGACGCCUUACUAUGUGGCGCCGGAGGUAUUAAUGGGGAGAGAAUACAAUGAGAAAGUAGAUGUGUGGAGCAGCGGCGUGAUUUUGUACAUAAUGUUGGCCGGAUUUCCUCCUUUCCACGGGGAGUCGGCCGCCGAUAUCUUUGAGGCCGUGGUCAGGGCCAAUCUGAGGUUCCCUUCCAGGACUUUCGGGUCCGUCUCUCCUGCUGCCAAGGAUCUACUCAGGAAGAUGAUCUGUAGGGAUGUUUCAAGGAGAUUAUCGGCAGAGCAAGCCUUGGGGCAUCCGUGGAUCCAGAGCGGAGGGGAGAAAACGGAUCUGACGUGAAAAAACAGAGGGCGACUGGGAGUUUAUCCGAGCGUGAGUUCAAUUUUGGCGCCUGUAUAUAAGUUUUUCUGUCGCCGCAACGAAAAUCGUUUAUUUUCCUUUUUCUGAUGCUGCUGAUAUAUGAACAUGAUGGCUGACCACCGAUAAUCGUCUUCCUCCACCGUCUUGAUCCUUUUCUUUCCUUUUCUGGGUUUUCGCAUGGUGAUAGGAAGUGGGGAAGUAUGAUAUAAUCCGAGUAGCCAUCUAGCGUUCGUUCGCUCGUUUGUUUUAGGUGAGUGAGAAUGAAAAGUGCUUGUAAUGUAAACUAGUAAAAGAGUGCUGAUAUCUGGAGUGAUUCUGAA
This is a messenger RNA of Neltuma alba, 1243 nucleotides long. Its product is annotated as phosphoenolpyruvate carboxylase kinase 1. The record is from RefSeq and is a predicted model, not a curated record. Gene Ontology annotation, biological process: protein phosphorylation. NCBI's taxonomy places the organism in Eukaryota, Viridiplantae, Streptophyta, Magnoliopsida, Fabales, Fabaceae. Gene Ontology annotation, molecular function: ATP binding; protein kinase activity. Bases 75 to 902 code for a protein of 275 amino acids. The transcript has 2 exons.